Sclerotinia borealis F-4128 is the source of this 453-nucleotide messenger RNA. NCBI's taxonomy places the organism in Eukaryota, Fungi, Ascomycota, Leotiomycetes, Helotiales, Sclerotiniaceae. The record is from the annotation of a GenBank genome assembly.
AUGUCUCUUCACUAUCUUCCACCCGUCAAGCCAUCGGCUAUUGCCCUCGGUACACUUUUCAACCACGCCGCGUCCCUUGCUGUCCUCGGCCCCGUCUUUGGCGAGACAUACCACCGAGCCCAAGCUGCCAACUCUAAAGAGGAAUUUGUCAAGUCAAAGGAAGCCGCCUCGGCUGUCGCCGCUUGGGGAACUUCUCUCGUGGGUAGCGCCGUUCAAUCAUAUGGUGUUGGUGCUUUGAUCAACGCCACUGGUACUCUUUCAUAUAAGGGUGCUGCAUACUUAGGAUCAUUGAUCUUCAUGGCUUCCUCUGCUCCUUCGUUCAUCGCUCAAAUCACCACUGAGAAGCGUCCCCUCGACACCGUCGCUGUAGGUGCUCUCGCCCGCGUCUUCGAGACAGUCGGUCUUUCUCUCUUCCUCACUUGGUGGGGAACCCACACCAACCCAUUCAACUGA